Messenger RNA from Theobroma umbraticum, 875 nucleotides. RefSeq lists its product as uncharacterized. NCBI's taxonomy places the organism in Eukaryota, Viridiplantae, Streptophyta, Magnoliopsida, Malvales, Malvaceae. The record is from RefSeq and is a predicted model, not a curated record.
AAACCAGAUCCAUCAUCCAUGUUUUACGAAAUUCAACUAAAGAACAUAGUGAAGUGCACGAUAAUGAAAUAUCAACCGUAUUUCAGUAUUUAAUUUAUACAUUUAUAAAUUCCUCUUUAUACAAAAAAUUUAGAAAAAAAGUGUUUUCUUUUUUGUUUAUAUGGUUUCAGGCCAUUGGAUCUAUGGAGGUUCAUUGAAGGUCGUUGGAUUAAGAGAGAUACUAAAACCCAAAACCCUCAGCCCUCUUCAUUCUGCCACUUUGACAACGCUGGUUUAUUAUUGUGGUGAACAUCCCCGCCGUCGUCGCUGGCCACCACUCGUUACUCCGACCACCGCUGACAGAGGUUGGUUGUUGCUUUUUAUCCUUGUAAAGUUUGCAGGUUUGGAUAGCAUAGAAGGCCAAAAAUGGCAACUCAGCAAGAAGGAGAAGCAUCUCAGCAAACCACAAGUACUCCGGCUACUAGUCUAACGGAACUGGUGCAGGAAAGAUAUCAGAAAAUGAAGGAGCAUGCUGAAACUUAUCCUUAUGUUUGGGCGUCGUACACACUUGUUUAUGGUGGUUUGGCACUUUGGACUGCUUACAGAUGGAGAAAGCUUCGCAAGACUGAGGACAGAGUUCGAGUCCUUCAAGCGAGACUCCGCAAACUUGUUGAAAAUGAGGAAGCUGCAAACUCUGCUAAAUCCGUUUCGAAGGCUCCGACAUCUGCUGAUAAAACUCCUAGGUAGUUUUAUGCUAAGUUCAAGUUUCUUUUAUGCAGGAAAAAGAAAUUAUUCUGAUUUGGACUGCAUGACCGACGAUUUUGUCAAAUUACCGAGUAAUGAAGAUAGUGUAAAAUACCUUUACAUUAUUAUUAUAUUUUAUCACAUUUAUAUUA